CAAAUCAAAAACUCUCAGUCGGGCAUAAAUCUCUGAUCAGUAGUUAGUGCUCAAUUCUCUUUCACCCAGAAACAGACGCUAGAAAUGGGUAAAGACGAUCCCGAAACGACUGCCCUCAAGAAGGAGCUUGAGGACUUGAUUAAAAAAUGCCAGGAAGACCAAAAGAAGCAACAGGACGCGACAUUAGAAGAGGCGUGUAGUUCAGUAUCAGAUGCUCCAAAAGUCAAGCUUUCCACGAAAAAGCUGCUAAAGGGGCACAUAAAUAAAGUUAACUCGGUGCAUUACAGUGGAGACAGCAGGCACUGUGUGACUGGUUCUCUUGAUGGCAAGCUCAUCAUCUGGGACUCUUGGACCGGAAACAAAGUCCAAGUAAUUCCCCUGCGAUCAGCUUGGGUGAUGUCCGUUGCUUUUGCACCUUCUGGAAAUUUUGUGGCUUGUGGAGGAAUGGACAACAUGUGCACUGUCUAUGACGUCAACAAUCGAGAUUCAACUGGAUCCGCAAAAAUUGUACGAGAACUCCUCGGAUACGAGGGAUUUCUGUCCUCUUGUCGAUUCCUCGAUGAUAAGACACUCAUUACAGGAUCCGGAGACAUGAAAAUUUGCAUGUGGGACCUGGAAUCUGGAAAGAAAAACGUGGACUUUCCAGCGCACGCUGGUGACGUCGUCAGCAUCAGUCUCAAUCCAGAUGGUCAGACCUACGUCACUGGAUCCGUUGAUAAAACGUGCAAGCUCUGGGACUUCCGAGAAGAGAAAGCCAAGCAGACGUUUUUCGGUCACGAGGCCGACGUCAAUUCCGUAUGCUGUCAUCCAUCGGGUCAAGGUUUUGUCACUGCAUCCGAAGACAAAACAGCCAGAAUAUGGGACCUUAGAUCCGACCAACAGCUCGCCACCUUCAAACCCCCAAAUUCAAAUCCUGGAUUUACCUCCUGUGGAUUAUCUCUGAGUGGUAGAUUCAUAUUCUGUGGGAGUGACGAUAAUUCUAUCCACAUAUGGGACACACUCAAAGUUCAACAUAAUGGUACAAUGAAUGGACAUGAGAACAGGGUGACUUCCCUGAGUGUUGCACCAAGUGGAAUGGCAGUGGCCAGCUGCUCCUGGGACCAAUUCGUUCGAAUCUGGGUGUAAUCCAUCGAUGAAAAAUCGAAAAAUGUGUCAAGUAACCAUGAAACAACUCCAAAAUUAUGAUAAAAUUGAAUAAACUUGAUCCUCUUUCUUUGGGAACUCGAA
This is a messenger RNA of Fopius arisanus, 1227 nucleotides long. RefSeq names its product guanine nucleotide-binding protein subunit beta-2 (gene Gbeta76C). NCBI's taxonomy places the organism in Eukaryota, Metazoa, Arthropoda, Insecta, Hymenoptera, Braconidae. Gene Ontology annotation, biological process: G protein-coupled receptor signaling pathway. The transcript has 6 exons. The record is from RefSeq and is a predicted model, not a curated record. Gene Ontology annotation, cellular component: heterotrimeric G-protein complex; cytoplasm. Gene Ontology annotation, molecular function: protein binding; signaling receptor complex adaptor activity. The coding region runs from base 85 to 1125 and encodes 346 amino acids.